AUGGAUGUGUAUGGAGAUUAUGCUCUAGUUGUUAAUCAGAUCAAAGGAGAAUGGGAGACUCGUCAUCCUAGUCUAAUUCCUUAUAGAGAUUAUACCCGAAGACUGUUAACCUUCUUCAACAAAGUUGAAUUCCAUCACAUACCUCGCGAGGAAAAUCAAAUGGCGGAUGCAUUGGCUACUUUGGCUUCCAUGUAUCAAGUGAAGUUUCUAAAUGAAGCUCCCCAAAUUACAAUCGUGCGUCUAGAUAUACCGCCUCAUAUAUUCGUGGUUGAAGGAGUCACUGACGAAAAAGAGUACCCACCUAGGGCAUCUAGCAAAGACAGAAGAACUAUGAGAAGGUUGUCUGUUUGUACUUCGAUUGGGGCAACGCCUUUUUCCCUAGUAUAUGGCAUGGAAGUUGUACUCCAAAUAGAGAUUGAGAUUCCCUCCAUGAGGAUCUUAAUGGAAGCCAAAUUAUCAGAAGCUGCAUGGUGUCAAGUUAGACAUGAUCAAUUGAAACUUAUUGAAGAAAAGAGAAUGACCGCUUUGUGUCACAGUCAAAUUUAUCAAGAAAGAAUGAAGAGAGCCUUUGACAAGAAAGUCAGACCUCGAAGAUUUGGAGAAGGUGAUCUCAUGCUCAAGAAGAUAUUACCUCUUCAACCAGAUCCCAAGGGCAAAUGGACCCCUAACUAUGAAGGCCCAUAUGUUGUUAACAGAGCCUUCUCAGGCGGUGCUUUGACUCUUACAACUAUGGACGGUAAAGAAUUCUCGCGUCCUGUGAAUGCCGAUAUGGUCAAGAAAUACUUCGCCUAA
Molecule: messenger RNA, 792 nt
Organism: Vicia villosa (hairy vetch)
Lineage: Eukaryota; Viridiplantae; Streptophyta; Magnoliopsida; Fabales; Fabaceae
Exons: 2
Coding region: 1-792 (263 amino acids)
Molecular function (GO): RNA-DNA hybrid ribonuclease activity; nucleic acid binding
Source: RefSeq, a predicted model, not a curated record